GGAACUACACAGCAACCAACCAAAAGUAGCAGAGACAUGUGUGGCAUUUUUGCAUAUCUGAAUUAUCACGUGCCUCGCACUCACCGCGAGAUCCUCGAGGUCCUCAUCAAAGGUCUGCAACGCCUGGAGUAUCGCGGCUAUGACUCUGCAGGUGUGGGCAUUGAUGGAGGAAACAGUAAGGAAUGGGAGACCAACUCUAAGAGCAUCCACUUGAUCAAACAAACCGGAAAGGUGAAAGCCCUUGAUGAAGAAAUCCAUAGGCAGCAGGAAAUUGAUCUUGAUGUGGAGUUUGAUGUGCACUUGGGAAUCGCUCACACCCGAUGGGCCACUCAUGGUGUCCCGAGUCCUGUCAACAGCCACCCGCAAAGAUCAGACAAGAAAAACGAAUUUAUUGUUAUCCAUAAUGGAAUCAUCACCAAUUACAAAGACCUGAAGAAGUUUUUGGAGAGUAAAGGUUAUGAGUUUGAGUCUGAGACCGACACCGAGACCAUCGCCAAGCUGGUGAAGUACAUGUAUGAUAACCGGGAGAGCGAUGACAUCCCCUUCACCACCCUUGUGGAGCAAGUUACCCAGCAACUGGAAGGCGCUUUUGUCCUGGUCUUCAAAAGCAUGCACUACCCGGGAGAGGCUGUUGGCUCCAGGAGAGGAGGUCCGUUACUGAUCGGUGUUAGAAGUGACCACAAGCUGUCCACAGAUCACAUCCCCAUCCUGUAUCGCUCAACUGGCAAAGACCAAAAGAGCUGUAACACUCUACCCAGGAUGGACCAGGACACGUGUCUAUUUCCUGUGGAUGAGAAAGCUGUGGAGUACUACUUUGCUUCUGAUGCCAGUGCUGUGAUCGAGCAUACCAACCAGGUAAUCUUCCUUGAGGAUGAUGAUGUUGCAGCGGUGAGCAAUGGCCGUCUCUCCAUCCAUCGGAUCAAGCGCACAGCAGGAGACCACCCAGCCCGUGCCAUCCAGACCCUACAGAUGGAGCUGCAGCAGAUCAUGAAAGGGAACUAUAGUUCCUUCAUGCAGAAGGAGAUCUUUGAGCAGCCAGAAUCAGUGGUCAACACCAUGAGAGGAAGAGUUAACUUCGAAAACAACACCGUGACCUUGGGAGGACUGAAAGAUCACAUUAAAGAGAUCCAGAGGUGUCGAAGGCUCAUCUUGAUCGCUUGUGGGACCAGUUACCAUGCUGGAGUUGCAACUCGUCAGGUAUUGGAGGAACUGACUGAACUUCCUGUCAUGGUGGAGCUGGCCAGUGAUUUCCUGGAUCGUAACACACCUGUGUUCCGCGAUGAUGUGUGCUUUUUCAUCAGCCAAUCGGGGGAGACGGCAGAUACCCUGAUGGCUCUGCGCUACUGUAAGGAGAGAGGCGCCCUGACAGUGGGCAUCACCAACACUGUGGGCAGCUCCAUCUCCAGAGAAACAGACUGUGGCGUUCAUAUUAACGCUGGACCUGAAGUUGGAGUGGCUAGCACCAAGGCGUACACGAGUCAGUUUGUGGGUCUCAUCAUGUUUGCCCUGCUGAUGUGUGAUGACAGAAUCUCCAUACAGCCUCGGAGACGAGAAAUCAUACAAGGCCUCAAAGUGCUACCAGAUCUGAUCAAGGAGGUUUUGAGUCUGGAUGAAGAGAUUCAGAAGUUGGCGUCUGAGCUAUAUCAGCAGAAGAGUGUUUUGAUCAUGGGCCGAGGCUACCACUAUGCCACCUGUCUGGAGGGUGCUUUGAAAAUUAAGGAGAUCACAUACAUGCAUUCAGAGGGGAUUUUGGCAGGAGAGCUGAAACACGGACCUCUAGCUCUGGUGGACAAACUCAUGCCUGUGAUCAUGAUCAUCAUGAGGGACCACACAUAUACAAAGUGCCAAAACGCACUGCAGCAGGUGGUGGCGAGACAGGGGCGUCCCAUUGUGAUCUGUGAUAAGGAGGACUAUGAGACCAUAAAGAACUCCUGUCGCACCAUUAAAGUGCCUCAUUGUUUGGACUGCCUUCAGGGAAUUCUCAGCGUCAUCCCACUGCAGCUGCUCUCCUUCCACCUCGCUGUCCUCCGUGGAUAUGACGUUGAUUGCCCAAGAAACCUGGCCAAAUCGGUGACCGUAGAGUAAACGCCUCCCAAACGAUGGCCUAAAACAUACACAGAUCCAUACACAUCAAGUACUGACUAGCUUUCAUAUUAUAAAAUAAUCUAAAGUUUAUCUCUGUAUAACUGUAUCUCCUCUCAAUGCAUGUUUCUGGAAGCAUACCAUUGCUGUUGACUGGAUUGUGUUUUUCUUUGGUGACGUGGUAUGGGGUGGCAAUGUAAUAGCUGCCCAUGCUAUAAAAAAAAAAAGAAAUCUCAUGAAACGUCUCUUUAUUAGAAACAAUUCCACAGUCUUGUGGUAUGUGGGACUGAAACAAACUCUGAAUCAGUGCUUAAUUGUAGUUUGCACACUUUUGUUUAUCUGCUGCCAUUUAAGGGAAAAUCUUGUUAUUGAUAACUUCAGCAUAUUUCGUUUAUCCAGAAAUGAUUUCUGAUUAUCUGAAAUAUUAAAUGCAAAUAGAUUUCCUGUUUCCAGAGUUAACCUUAGCGCAUACAGUGACCUUUAGAAUGAUGAAUACAAUAAUCGGAAAUUGCAGUUGUUCAAUAACUGCUAACAUCUAUGAGUGUCUAGCAAAUUUCGUCAUACGCAGAUCUGACAUCAAGUAAAAUGAGUCAUCUGAGUGCAUUGCUUUGUGAGUUUAAAAUGAAACUUUUAUACUCCAUUUUCCUUUUAUGGACAAAAAACAGCCCUGUUGUCUCUCAUCAAAGGUUUUAUACAUUAUUGUGGCAAAGAAAUGAUUGAAACUAUAGUUUGUCAGAAAGAAAGUUAAUAUGUCAAAAGGACGGUCAUUUUUAAUGAUGACAAUCCCUGUAGAGAUUAUGUACAUGAAGGGAAAAUAGUAAACGUAUGUAUUGUUUAUAAUCUAUUGUAGAUAUUCUAUAUGACUCAUUUCAUUGGUUUCAAUAUGAUUUUGCCAGAAUGAGUAAUGGAAAUGUUGUUUGGUUUGAUUUGUUAAUAUCAAGACGACAUCUGGUAUGUUAAAACACCAGCAAACUGUUACAAAGCUAAAUGUUUUGUUUACAGGGUUUGAUGAAGAGAAAAAUAAGUUGUUUGCAUAUUGCUUUUCAAAGUGGGAUGUUUUGGUUCCCAUUAAAAGCCCAAACUAGGAAUAAUGAAUCAAUGCAGUUGGUGACGCAAAAUAAUGUAUUAAUAUAUUUGCUUUACAAUCAGCUUGUCUUUUUACUAUGAAAUAUAUAUAGUACAGUAAUCUGAACUUACUUGUCGACAUGUGUAGUAAAUUUAUGCAUAAAGGUUUUGGCUUUUGGAAUUACUUUUUCUUUCCUUGUAAUAAAGGAGAAAAGUUGGUCUCCAGUUUACAGUAGUACAGCCAGUAGACGCAGAUAAAUAAACACAAAAACACGGCGCAUGUCCUAUACAAUGCCACCUUCAUUUUUGUUUAUAAUAUUAAUGUGAUUUUUACAUUUCACGAUUGUCGCCAUGCACUAAAUCAACCUU
Messenger RNA from Xyrauchen texanus (razorback sucker), 3516 nucleotides. RefSeq names its product glutamine--fructose-6-phosphate aminotransferase [isomerizing] 1-like. Gene Ontology annotation, biological process: UDP-N-acetylglucosamine metabolic process; fructose 6-phosphate metabolic process; protein N-linked glycosylation. The transcript has 19 exons. Gene Ontology annotation, molecular function: carbohydrate derivative binding; L-glutamine:D-fructose-6-phosphate transaminase (isomerizing) activity. NCBI's taxonomy places the organism in Eukaryota, Metazoa, Chordata, Actinopteri, Cypriniformes, Catostomidae. The record is from RefSeq and is a predicted model, not a curated record. Bases 37 to 2085 code for a protein of 682 amino acids.